This is a messenger RNA of Aplosporella prunicola CBS 121167, 967 nucleotides long. RefSeq lists its product as uncharacterized. The coding region runs from base 1 to 903 and encodes 300 amino acids. The transcript has a single exon. NCBI's taxonomy places the organism in Eukaryota, Fungi, Ascomycota, Dothideomycetes, Botryosphaeriales, Aplosporellaceae. The record is from RefSeq and is a predicted model, not a curated record.
AUGUCGGAGUCAACUUCUAACGAAGAUGCCUUCGAGGUGUCUGACGACCAUACUUUGGAAGUGCCUGACCAUCAUAGCGGACAUCCCACCGCUGAUUCCGCUGUCGCACGCGAUUCCAUUGUCACCAACAGCAACCAGAAAGCUCAACUAAAUCAAAGUGCCAGCCACUUCCUCCGGCUGCCAGGAGAGCUCCGCAACAGGAUCUAUGAGCUCUUGCUAACAUCGCCGUACAUACGGAUCCGUGAGGUCUCAGAACGCGAUAUUCGAGCCCGUUCCCCACAUAAAUUGACCCUGACUACAGGCUUGCUUCUCGUCAAUCGUCAAAUCUCUCAAGAAAGUAUUUCGUUUAUCUACGCCAAUAACAGAUUCAUGAUUGAAACGGAUAUCCUUCCUUAUUUUGUGGGAAUGGUUGGGGAUUCUAUUACCUACUUGACAGAACUAAUGUUCACCGGGUUGGAUCUAUGUCGCACCUUUCCGCCCAAUUACGGCCGUUCGGGUGAUUCACUCUACGAGUUGACGCAGCCGCCGCUAAUAUCAUCUCUGUUGCUCGGCAAAGCAAGCAGCAUAAAGUGGCUAUCCUUCUCUCUGUCGCUCUACGACUGCAACAUACCUUCCGCAAACUGCCUGGCAUUCCUUAUUUACGAUUAUCUAUACUACUGGAUCAAGGCUGUUGGGAAAGCUAGCGGUGAUAAGUUUGCUGCUAUGGAUCGCUACACUAUCUGGUUCGCUGGAGAUAGUGAUCUGUGCGAGAAGUUAAGCGGAGUUUGGGAAGAGGAGAGAUUUCAGACAACUUAUCGACGGAGGCUCAGGGAGUUGAUCGACGGCUGCACAUUCCCUGAUGAACCAUACGAUGGUAACAUUUUAUGGGAUUGGACAACAUCAUUCAAAAUUGCAGGACACUAGUAGUGAUGGGGAUCAACACAAUCGAAGAGCAAUACAGAAGAAGGUCAAAGUGAGGCCACUAAAG